AAUGAUAAAGAAUAUUAAGUGUACGUCAGUGUUUGGUGCCGGCGUGUGUAGUGAUAAUUAUACAAUUCACUAAAUUAGACAGUAAAAUUUUUAUGCCCAUUAAAGACUUCUUUCUACCUCGUGUAAAAUUAUGACACGACAGGUGUCCCUGUUGAUUCUUAUUUAUGCUGUUAUAGUAUCUAAAAAUUGUUUAUGUCAAGAUGAUAUCUUUGAUGAAGAUAUACCUGUUGUUGAAGGAGAUGGAGGAGUGAUAACUACGGCUGUAGAAGAUGAUGUUCUUGUACUUACCCGGGAAAAUUUUGAUAUACAGAUUGCAUCAAAGGAUAUUAUACUUGUUGAGUUUUAUGCUCCUUGGUGUGGACACUGUAAGGCCCUUGCACCAGAAUAUUCUAAAGCAGCAAAAAUUUUAAAAAAUGAAGAUCCACCUAUUCAUCUAGCUAAAGUAGAUGCAACAAUUGAAACUGACCUUGCUGCACGUUAUGAUGUGACUAGCUACCCAACUUUGUACAUAUUUAAAAAGGGUGAAAAGGUUUUGUAUGAUGGGCCAAGAUCUGCUCUAGGAAUUGUUGAAUAUAUGAAAGAACGUUCUGAUCCAAACUGGAAACCACCACCAGAAGCUGUUAUUACUCUGACUAAAGAAAAUUUCACUGAGAUGAUUGAAAAGGCUGAAAUAAUAUUAGUGGAAUUUUUUGCUCCAUGGUGUGGCCACUGUAAACGUUUGGCUCCUGAAUAUGAAAGAGCAGCUAAGGUUCUAAAGGAUUUGCCAACCCCUAUACCUUUAGCAAAGAUAGAUGGAACUGCUGAGAAAGAGAUUGCAGAUAAAUAUGAAGCAAGGGGAUGGCCAGCUUUAAUGAUAUUUCGCAAAGGUCAAAAGUAUCCAUAUGAAGGACCUAGGGAAGAAACAGGCAUUAUUUCUUAUAUGAAGGAGCAAGCUAAACCUCCAAGCCAGGAAAUUACUUCCCCAAAAGUUCUAGAAAAGUCCUUAGGCAAAAUAGAUGCUUCUGUUGUUGGAUUUUUCCUUUCGGAUUCUGAUCCAUUGUAUUUGAGUUACAUAGAAGCUGCUAACACAUUAAGAGGAAAGUUCAGUUUCUUUCACACUUUUAGUCAAAAUGUCAUGAAACAGUUUGGUGUCAAAGAUUCUCGAAUCAUUCUCUAUCAACCAGAAAUAUUUUCCAGUAAAUAUGAACCUCCAAAGCAUGAAUUUAAUAAAGUUGGUGCUUUGUCAUCUGACAUAGUAACAUUCAUUAAAGAGCAUCACUUACCUCUGGUUGGUGAAAGAAAUCAACGAAGUCGAUGGAAGUAUGAUGACAAAUACCCAUUAGUUGUGGUCUAUUAUGAUGUGGAUUUUAGUUUUGAUCAUAGAAUUCAAACUCAGUUAGUUCGAAAAGAAGUUACAAAAGUUGCUAAAGAUUACAAAGGAAAGAUCACUUUUGCCAUUUCUGAUGAAGAAGAGUUUGAAGAUGAGUUGAUACAACUUGGAUUGGAUGACAGUGGUGAGGACGUCAAUGUAGGCUUCUUUGAGAGUCGUAAAGUUCGAUAUAAGAUGGAACCUACAGAAGACUUUUCAGCUGAGGAAUUAAGAACAUUUGUAGAAAAUGUUCUUGCAGGCAAUGUAUCCAAGCAUGUUAAAUCUCAACCUGUUCCAAAAGACAAUAAAGGUCCAGUAUUGGUGGUUGUUGGAUCUACAUUUGAAGAACUUGUAACAAAGAGCACCAAAGAUGUUCUUAUUGAGUUUUAUGCUCCAUGGUGUGGUCACUGCAAAAAAUUAGAACCUGAAUACAAGAAACUUGGAAAAGCUUUUGCCAGUAAUGAUAAAGUGGUGAUUGCAAAAAUUGAUGCAACAGCUAAUGAUUAUCCAGAAGAAUUUAAAGUUGAUGGUUUCCCAACCAUCUAUUACAUACCUGCAGCAGACAAGAAAAAUUUAAUUACUUACAGUGGGGAAAGGACUUUAAAAGAUCUGUCAGAUUUUGUUAAUAAACAGAUUUCAAAGGAAGCAAAAGAUGAACUUUGAACUAAUUAACAAACUAAAUCUAUCAAAACUCUUUUUUUUUUUUUUUUUUUUUUUUUUUUUUUUUUUUUUUUUUUUUUUUGCACAUGCUUUCUCCCACGUCGUUCAGCAAUGCAUGUUUUGUCCAAGUAAAUGUCAAGUUUAUUUUUAAUAUGUAAUUUCUUCGGUUUUAAUGUUAUCUUUUUUAUUUUAAUUUUCUAAUUUGUGAAUGUCACAGACAGAAUAAAUUUGCUACUUUAAAAAAAAAAAAAAAAAAAAAAAAAAUUCUGCAUGUUAAAAUAUAUAUUUUUGUUAAUGUUUUUUUAGUGGAUAUAGGUGUUUAAUCUCUAAUCUCCCUUUUUUGUUAUUGUUAAGGUGUCAUUUUGAUUUUUAAAUUUUUAUAAUAAAUUGUUUCAAAAUGAAGUUAUGCAGGUUGUUUAAAUUUACAUGCAAUAUGAAUAAUUUUCAAAUGGUUUGGGCCUAUAGGAAAUAUAUAAAAAUAAGCAGUUGGCAGUUCGGAAAAAUAACUUUUGCAUAAACUGUCAUACAUGUAUCAAAUACAAGGACAAAUUUUGUAACUUUUUAAAUGCAUUCCAUGUUAUGCAAAGAACAAAUUUUCUUUCAUGGUCAGUUUAAUGUAUAUUAGCUCACCUUUCUUUGCUGGUUCCAGUCACUUGAUUGAGAGUGAUUAUUUUGAACUGUGAUUAGAGUUUGUCUUCCUAUACAUGUAAAAACUCUCAUUCUGUUUCUUUUGCAUCAGUUUGAUUUGCUCAUAUUAUAUAAUACUUAACUUUCAUUGUUUCCUCCCUCUGGGUUAGGCAAUUUAAAUUUUUAUUCAUUCUCCAUUCAGAUCUGAAGGAAUUUUUUUGUAUGUCACUUCAUUCGUUUAAUUUCCAUUCUUUGGAAACUCAUAAAAGCAGAACUAUUUUGCCUAAUUUUAAUAUGCACCAGUGGUAUUCAAACUAAUGGGUUGUGAAAAUUUAUAAUGGGUCGGAAGGUAGAUAAAUAUGCUUAAAAAAAUCUGAAUGUAUAGUAUAUAACUUAGAUUCGAUGCUCUGACUAGGGUUGCAAAAUUAUUUUUGGAAGUCAUUUGCAUUUUUAUAGGGUCGCAUUGCCAUAAAGUUUGAAUACCACUGUUGUAGACCAUUCCUGAUUUUUUAAUUUCAGAAUUUACUUUUGAGUUCUUGAGUAACAUUUUAUAGCUAAUGUUCUACUUCAUUAAAUGAUAACAACUGCUUUCUGUAUCUAGGAAAUGGCUUUUGCAUUAUUUGCAAUACUUUCAAAUGUACUGAGCUCACACAUGAAUUAUAAUGCAGGGCUGUUAAAGUACAGUGAAUACUAACAAAAAUAAGUAUAAAUUAUUUGAAAUAUUUUUGAAGUUUAACAAAAUUACUUUUUUAUCUGUAUAUGUUUAACACUGCCACUUGCUCAACUACUUGGUGUGCUGCAAUAAGUGGCAAAUGUGUGGUAUAUUAAUUGAUUUAGUGAAUAAUUUUUUAUUAAAAUGUUUUUACAUAAAAAUAAACAUUUUCAUACUCUGUU
Molecule: messenger RNA, 3529 nt
Organism: Stegodyphus dumicola
Lineage: Eukaryota; Metazoa; Arthropoda; Arachnida; Araneae; Eresidae
Product: protein disulfide-isomerase A4-like
Biological process (GO): protein folding; response to endoplasmic reticulum stress
Cellular component (GO): cell surface; endoplasmic reticulum
Molecular function (GO): protein disulfide isomerase activity
Source: RefSeq, a predicted model, not a curated record